AUGAUCUGUGUGUGUUCCUCAGACGGCCCCCCCUAUGCCAGGCUGUGGGAGGGCUCAAACCCGCACCCCCCAUCUCGCCUCACCCACCUGACACGCAUCAACGUAGACAACUUUGUCUUUCACAAGGUCCUGGGCAAGGGCAGCUUUGGCAAGGUAAGCCUGGUACAGCAGACAAUCAGGAUCCUAGAGCAGUACAGCUCACCACAGUACAGUUCACAUACAGGACACCAGUAGACACAACAGACUUUAUGUCUUCUUCUCUUCUUUCCUUUAUUCUGUUCUUAUCCUCUCAUUUUAUUCCCCCUACUGUCCCCCAUCCUUCUCUCCCCAGGUCCUGCUGGCAGAGUUGAAAGGUCAGGGCGAGUGGUUUGCGGUGAAGGCUCUGAAGAAAGACGUAGUGCUGAUGGAUGAUGAUGUGGAGUGUACCAUGGUGGAGAAGAGAGUCCUGGCCUUGGCCUGGGACAACCCCUUCCUCACACACCUCUACUCCACCUUUCAGUCCAAGGUACGAACUAUAACCCUACACACACUCCUUGGUCCUCUUAUUGUGUGUCAUUCUGGUUAUUUUAGCAACAAAUAGCAAUGUGAUGUGCUGAAGAGAAGCAAAAACAGAACAGAAAGAUUACCCGUUGUGUCUACAAAAGCUGUCUCCGAUAAGAAGUGAUGUAAACGCAUAACAAACUCGCUUUCAUAGCUCAUUACACCACUACUGUACUAGGUACUAUACAGUAUGUGUUAUGAUGACUGACAUUGACCGUGUUGUCCACAGGAACACCUGUUCUUUGUCAUGGAGUAUCUGAAUGGAGGAGACCUGAUGUUCCAUAUUCAGGAGAAGGGACGCUUUGACCUCUACAGAGCAACGUGAGUUUCACCAGUCAGAAAGACUGAUAGUGUAUAGAUUCAGAUAGUUUGAGUGAGAUCAAACACAGAGGAGGUACAGAGUCUCAUGACUGUUGAUCCCUUCUGAGUGUGCAUCUGAAACUGGAUGUUAAACUAACUGAUGCUCAGUUUGAUGUUACAAAGAUCAGUCCUUAGGCGCCUAUAUAGCCUCUGUGCUCAGGACAGGUGAGAUUCACUUCUACACAGUUGCCAGCGAUACCUGAUCCAGCAUGGGCUAGACAGUUUCAGAGAGGGAGAGAGAGAUAUUCACCCUCUCUGCUCCCGCUGUAUUAGUCAUUAACCAAUUGUGCGUGUGUAUGUUUGCGCACCACACAAGCUGGCAGCGCAGAAUGGAGUCUUGGUUUGGUUUCCUGGUUAUGUCAUAUUUUUCCCUGGGCAGAUUGGUAAACAGCUGAGUUUCCAAUGAGUUCCACUAUCUCAGAACAUAAUGAACCUGUUUAUCUAUCGACUGACUGACCCUAACCUCUUAACCCAGUGGCACAGAGACAGUGGGCCACGCCCUAAACACACAACAGUAAAUCACAUUGCACACUGUUUCUUACUGAGUUGCCUCUUCACCAUUUGGCAUGCUGUUGUGCGGUUCCCCCAGACUACUACACUGUGUGUGUGUGUGUGUGUGUGUGUGUCUACGUGGAAAACUACUAUAGUAUAAAUACUAUAGUAUUCACUGUAGUGUUUUUGCAGUCUUUACUGUAGGAAGUCGUGACAGUAACACUGGCCAAUUUGCUGUGUACUUGUUAGUGAUUGUGAGUGUUGAGUAAGAGUCAAAGGAGAAACCUGUCUGCACAAAGCCCACUUCCUGUCAAUCAAUCAGUCUCUCAAUCCUAAUCUCUCCAUCCAUAUCAAGGCCCAAUCAGUUCCCCCACCCCAGAGGUAAAAAGAAAAGGAGGUCAGAGAUAGGCUAAUCCUUUAGCUGUGGCUAGGUUGGGGCCACUGGGCCAGGAGCACCUCUCAGGUUUCAUUCAUCCUUAAAGUAUGAAGCCAUUGUUCAGCUGUCUCAACUGUGCACCACACUAUACAAAUGGCCUCUUCAGUAAUGCAGCUAGCUACACACUGGACUGGAGUCUUCAGGGACAGACAGCAGUGUUCAGGGACCAACUCAAUAGGGAGAUGGAUAGAUAGAGUAGUACUCUGCUGCCAGCUAGCUGGAUCUCUAGACUGUGUAGUGAUGUUUAUCUCUCUUUUUCCUCCCUCCUUUCUUCUCUCCCUCCCUCCAGGUUCUACUCUGCUGAGAUCAUCUGUGGCCUUCAGUUUCUGCACUCCAAAGGGAUCAUUUACAGGUAAGUCACAAACAUCGGCACUCUAAUGUACACUCACUAACCUCUCACUCACUCAAUCACAUUACCAUACAGAUAAAAGAGAAUGGCCAGAGCCCCUCCACCAAUGAUUGAUAUAGUGAUAGUAUCACGUUGUGUGACAGUGAGUAUGUGAUUAUUAGCUGUCACAACACUAGUCACCCUCUCACCCUUUCUCCUCCACACCUUUCUUCCCAUCCUGUCUUUCCUCCUACUCUCCCUUACUUGUUUUGUCUCUCUGCCCUCAGAGACCUGAAGUUGGACAAUGUGAUGUUGGAUCAUAGCGGUCACGUAAAGAUAGCAGACUUUGGCAUGUGUAAGGAGAACGUGUUUGGGGAGAACCAGGCCACAACCUUCUGUGGGACUCCUGACUACAUCGCUCCAGAGGUAUGGAACGCAGACAUGGCUGCAGCAUCUCAAAUGACACCCUAUUCCUUAUUUAGUACCCUGCUUCUGACCAGAGCCAGAGUAGUGCACUGAAUAGGGUAUUAUUUGAAAAGCAAUCACUACGAGUGUCUCACUGUGAUGAUGUCACUGACCGUGUCUUCCUAUCUGAUGACAUCACUUUUAGAUCCUGCUGGGUCAAAAGUACUCCUUCUCUGUGGACUGGUGGUCGUUUGGAGUGCUGCUGUACGAGAUGCUGAUUGGCCAGUCCCCCUUCCAUGGUGAUGACGAGGAAGAGCUGUUUGAGUCUAUCCGUAUAGACACGCCCCACUACCCUCGCUGGAUCACCAAGGAGGCCAAGGACCUGAUGGAGAAGGUCUGUAUGCCCUCCCCCACCCCCCAUACUGUGUCCCAAUUCUGCCUCUAAGUCCGUUUCUCUGCUCCUUUGUGUGUUGUUAUCCCUUUCUCACUGUGUUUCUCUCCUCCACACCUGCAGCUGUUUGAGAGAGACUCCACUCGCAGGCUAGGCAUCGUGGGUAACAUCCGUGUCCACCCCUUCUUCAAGACCAUCAGCUGGCCCGCCCUCGAGAAAAGGGAGGUGGAACCCCCCUUCAGACCCAAAGUGGUACGGUCUAGACAUUAGGUUUUAUAGUGAUGAUAUAGGACAGUUGUAAUAAGCCUACCAUAAUAUAACAUAUUUGGGGUUAGUGUAUCAUGUCAAAGAUCUACAGUAAUUCAACUACUGAAUGCUCAGUAGAAAUCAGGCAUGUGCUGUUUAUUAUUUGAUUCAUCACUUACUGUCUCCAUGUAUCAUGUAUCCUCUCUUCUGAUUGACAUGUAUCUCCUGCCAAUCACAGAAAGCCCCCAAUGACUGCAGCAACUUUGACAGGGAGUUCCUCAGUGAGAAGCCUCGCCUCUCCCAUGGCGACAAGAACUUCAUGGAUUCCAUGGACCAAUCAGCUUUCGCCGGCUUCUCCUUCAUCAAUCCAGAGAUGGAGCACCUCUUGGAAAAGUGA
Molecule: messenger RNA, 3595 nt
Organism: Coregonus sp. 'balchen'
Lineage: Eukaryota; Metazoa; Chordata; Actinopteri; Salmoniformes; Salmonidae
Source: the annotation of a GenBank genome assembly